AGUAGUUGAGCUCACAUGUGACGUGCAUGUCGCCGACGGAACCUGCAUCUGCUGACUAUCGACCAGAGGCAGAUGUCGAACGCCUUGCGCGGUAUUUUGCACAACGCUAUGGCGGUGACGAUCGCCUGUUGGAAGCACGAAAAGCCUUGGACCCAGAGGUUUCAUUCGACCUUCCGGCAUUUGAGCAAACCCUCCGCAAGUGGGGCGUGAAGGUAGACAAUGCAGUUGAACUCUUUGCCCAUAUAGACGUUGACUUCAGUGGCAGCAUUUCAGUUGAGGAGCUUUUGAACGUCCUUAGUUCGCCAGUGGAAGAGAUCAAACGGAGGGAACUGCAACGGCAGCGUCAAGAGGUGAAACGCAUCUUUGAGGGGCUUGCCCGGAGCAUUUCUGAGAAGUUCGGGAGCAUUCAGGACGCGUUUGCAAAGCACGGCCUGCAUGGUUCAGAGUCUUCAUUGUCUCUUGCGCAGUUUGGAAAGCUGGCCAAACAACUGGACAUGGAGCUUGAGUCUGCCGUGAUGCAACGAGUCUUCAACGAGAUUGAUGAGGACCGAACUGGCAGCAUCUCGGUUCAGGAGCUGCAAAAAGCCUUGAUGUAUCACAUCGUGGGCUACGUCGUUGUUGAGAUCGCCAACUUUUUGGAGCAGAAAGCGGGUGGCAUCGUGGAGGCCUUCGAGCACCUGCGCGAAAUCGCCCCGGGCGCCGUCCCCAAGGUGCUGCCGCCGGUGACGCCUGACGCGCCGAAGCCGCCACCGCCCAAACUGCAAGCGGGAGAGGAGGGAGUCUCCGAGCAGAACUUUUUGCGAGUUCUUCGGCAACUCAAGGUCUUGGAUCAAACCAGCAGCGCCAUCACCGAAAGUGCUGCUUUGAUGAUUCACUCAGCCCUGAAGCCUUUCGUCAUGGAGGACUUUGUGAGGAGGUUGCAGGAAGAGUAUCGCACGGCGAGCGAAAUGAAACAACGACAGAAAGAGGAUGCUGAGAAGCAUGAGAAGGAUCGGAAGCGCCGCUUGGCCGAGUCUUUACGAAUUGACAGCCGGCAGCGAGCGGCCAAGGAGAUCGAGACUUGGAUAGAUCAGGCCGCCACGAUGGAGGAAGCUCCAUCUGUGACAGCGAAGUGGGCCUCACUUGCUCGUUCCGGUCGCUCCAAAACUCAACUGCGAGACUAUGUUUCUGUUCUGGAAGGGCUCAUCAAGUCCACACGCGUGGACAUUGAGGACUUGAGACGCAGGCUUGAGCGGGAAGGUGUUUCUUCAGCAGACCCCCCAAGAUUCUUUGCAGGUUUUGAAGAUCACGAAGACUCGAUCUGGCGACAUCGGUGUGUCUCUUCAAGUGAACGGGCCUACGAUGCAGUGGCCAGUCCCAGUGUAUCGCUGGCACCGCCGUUGCCGCCCGCGGCCUCCGUGGGAUCCGUGCCGCAUCUGUUGGGCACGGCGCCCACGGCGCCCACGGCGCCUGCGGCAUCACCAAGCUCCCUACGUCCAGACGACACCAUGCUGUCGGAGCACCGCACCGUCCUGGCCGAGCGUCUCCUUCAAGCCGCCGCCUGUGGGCGCUUGGCCCUGGUGCAACGAUGUCUCACCAGCCGUGCCAACAUCAAUUCUGUGGCCUGGAGUGGAGUCACAGCAUUGAUGUGUGCUGCACGUCACGGUAAGCUAGAGGUCCUGCAGUUGCUUCUAGAGAGCUCUGCCGAUCCGGUUCGCACAGACAUGCUGGGACGGACAGCUCUGGAUCAUGCCAAGCGCCAGCCUCCCUAUGUGCAAGAAUGGCUUCGUGGGCACAAGGUGUUGGGCCGUCAGGAAUUUGAGAGGAUGGUGCAAGCUCUUGGAUCUGAGCUCUUGGUGCUAAAGCGGGAGUCGAAGAGGCUGGAGACAAUGAGGGAUCAGAUCCCAAGCGAUGAUGUGCUGCGGCGAGCAAAGCUCAUCAAUCAACUUCUGCCGAAAAGUGUUUCUGCCGUGGACCAUGGACAGGCGAUCGGAUCGCCCUAUCCAUCACCGGGUUCGAUGCUAAGUCAGGGCUACAGUCCUCUCGCACUGGGAAGAGCUGUGAGUUUCCCAGUGCCAGUAUCACCCAAGGUGCAUUUUGGUGUGCCUCUGUCGCAGUGAGCUGCCGAACUGACAAAAAACUGCUCUGGGACAAGAUGUCCGAGCAGGUCUUCAGCCAAAGAUGCUGAGUUGCUAAUGAAGUCACCAUGCUGGCCGUGCUUUGAGG
Cladocopium goreaui is the source of this 2205-nucleotide messenger RNA. The record is from the annotation of a GenBank genome assembly. NCBI's taxonomy places the organism in Eukaryota, Dinophyceae, Suessiales, Symbiodiniaceae.